UUGCUCCUGACGGUCGUCGUAGGGACGUCACAAUGUCGUAUCUCAGAACAAAGACUAUCUCCCACAAACAGGCUGUGUGCGCUCUUUAUAAGAGAAUUAUUCGGAAUCUAGAAUCUUACCAUCCCGAACGGGAGGAAGCCAGAUAUGAGUGUGUGUUGAUGCGCGCGCGAUUCGAUGAAAACAAGAACGUCAGUAAUCCGAGAGAAGCGAAGAUGCUAUACGAUUCAGCUCUGAAACAGCUGGAGGCUAAGGCUCAUCCCGCACCCUUCAAAUUCCCUUCGUCUCCCGGCGGAAGUGCAUUCGACAGAUGGGACACGUACCCCGAUUGGCUUGUAGACUUCUGGCAUCCCUUCGAAAAAGCGAGGUAUCCGAAAUAUUUCGCUCUCCGCGAACAACGUAAACUUGAAUAUAUCAAGUACUGGGAGGAGACCAAGAAACGAAUCACCAAAGAUGAUUCGUCCCUGACGCAGUGAUCGAUGCGUCGCUUAUCUCUCGCCACCGGCGUCAACCUCCCCUGAAAAACAGCUGUCGACAUUGAAUAAACUGAUGCUAGUUAA
Molecule: messenger RNA, 557 nt
Organism: Galendromus occidentalis (western predatory mite)
Lineage: Eukaryota; Metazoa; Arthropoda; Arachnida; Mesostigmata; Phytoseiidae
Gene: ND-B22
Product: NADH dehydrogenase (ubiquinone) B22 subunit
Exons: 3
Coding region: 33-473 (146 amino acids)
Biological process (GO): mitochondrial electron transport, NADH to ubiquinone
Cellular component (GO): respiratory chain complex I
Source: RefSeq, a predicted model, not a curated record